Molecule: messenger RNA, 3574 nt
Organism: Hydractinia symbiolongicarpus
Lineage: Eukaryota; Metazoa; Cnidaria; Hydrozoa; Anthoathecata; Hydractiniidae
Product: serine/threonine-protein kinase greatwall-like
Exons: 1
Coding region: 33-2195 (720 amino acids)
Biological process (GO): intracellular signal transduction; peptidyl-serine phosphorylation
Cellular component (GO): nucleus
Molecular function (GO): ATP binding; protein serine/threonine kinase activity
Source: RefSeq, a predicted model, not a curated record
UCCUUUUUUUAUGCACAGGUAUAUAAUGAAGAAUGGCAUUUUCUGAGGUGACAAAAAAACACAAACCAGUAUUUGACUCUAAACAUUUAACUGUCAAGAAAUCUCAUGCAGCUCCUGGAAUAAAUGAUUUUGAAAUCCUUAAACCAAUUAGCAGAGGGGCCUUUGGGCAAGUCUAUCUUGCGAGAAAAAAAGGUUCAAGAAAAUUGUAUGCAUUGAAGGCAAUGAAAAAAUGCAAUGUGUUGACUAAGAAUAUGAUGGAGCAAGUGGUUGCAGAAAGAGAUGCAUUAGCUAUAUCCUCUAAAAGUCCAUUUGUUGUACAACUGUAUUAUUCUUUUCAAUCAGAUGAGAAAAUUUAUUUGGUCAUGGAAUACAUGAUUGGUGGCGAUAUCAAAUCGCUUCUUCAUAAUUUAGGGUAUUUUGAAGAGCAUAUGGCAACAUUUUAUAUUGCAGAAGUUGUUCUGGCAUUAGAGUACUUGCAUAGUCAUGCGAUAUUUCACAGAGAUAUAAAACCUGACAAUAUGUUGCUCUCCAAUUCGGGUCAUGUAAAGUUAACAGAUUUUGGUUUAUCCUGUUUAACGUCUGAAAGAAAACCUAACUUUAUGGACCUCAUCAAUACCCCUGGCCUAGUGAAUAAAAGUAAUGAGUCAAAUUUAAGCAAGAAAAUUUUCUGGAGGACUCCUGGUCAAUUACAAUCACUUACGAGUAAUUUUACUUUUUCAAUACCCAAAAAAACAGAACCGAAAAAAAGAAAUAUGUCAUCUUUAAGUAUUAUCGCAUCUACAUCAGAGUCUAAAGAUUUUAUCUUUAGCCCACCUCAAAUGUAUACUGAAAACUCUGAUUUUGCCGCAGCUGCAUCAAUGUUGUCUACUCCGCGAAACCCAAGAGCAUCGUUUUCUUCUGAAGUGAGUGACAGUUCAGGUUCAUAUAAAUGUGGAGGGGCUUGCACAGGAUUGACUGCUGACAUUACGUCACUUGCUCUAGAUAUUAUAAAGCGAAAACGAAGUUUCACAGAUUUAGAUCAAGAAAGCGAUGAAAAAGAGAAUUUUGCAAGGGGGACCAUAUACAAACGAGCCAGACUGUACUCUCAAAGUUUACCCUGUGAAUUAGAAACUUCAACAGAUGAUAUUAAGAAUACAAUUGAUGAAUCACUUAAAAUACAUUCUGUACAUUUUGCUGAUCAAGUUCAACAGUGUGGAAAUAAAACCACUGACUCGCCACAAAUUGUUUUAUCAUCUCACAUGCAUAAAAACCCUGAAUUUAAUAAUCUACCAGGAGCGUCUCCAUUACCCCAUGAAAUAUCUACAAACAAUAUCAGUGGUGUGACAGCUCUGACAGAAACAAGCCAUAUGAGUAUAAGUUUGGUGAGUGAGUGUGUUAUGCUUAGUCCUCAUAAUGACAGUCUAAAUAAGGACGAGAAAGAAAAAUUAAAUAAAGCAGUAAAAUUUACACCGUCGCCAUCACAAACUGGUGUCAAUUUCAAAAAAGAUUCUCCAUCAUUGACUCCAAAAAGUGCUGUUGAUCAGGGUCGAAAAAAUUCUGAAUCAAUAAAAACUCCUAUUCAGAUGCUAAGAUUUUGUGAUGGAAUAUCACCAGAAUUAUCUUGUUUUCAAACAGGAACUCCAAAUGAAAUUUCAAAUUAUGUGAAAAAGACUCCUGAUGGAAAUUUGAGUCUUGAAAGCUGUCCUAAUGUUACUCCAAAACAAACACCUUUUCGCACACCAAAAAGUUGCCUUCGUGGAAAAGCCACUCCAGCAGAGCGGAAAAAAAUUCUUGGUACACCAGACUAUUUAGCCCCAGAAAUAUUGCUGGAAAAAAAUUAUGGUGCCCCUGUUGAUUUUUGGGCAUUGGGAGUUUGUUUUUAUGAAUUUUUAACUGGAAUUCCACCUUUCAAUGAUGAUACUGCAGAACUUGUUUUUGAACACAUUUUAGACCGCGAUUUAAUAUGGCCAGAGGGCGAAGAAAGCCUUUCACAAAACUGUGUUGAUUGUAUUGAGGGUUUGUUAACAGUUAAUCCAGAGAUGCGACCAAAACCUGAUACCAUAAAAGAGAUGCAUUGUUUUGAUGGUUUUGAUUGGAAGAAUCUUCCAACAGCUUCUGCACCAUUUAUCCCCCAACCUGAUGAUGUUUAUGAUACAACAUAUUUUGAAGCAAAAAAUGUUGCUAAUAAAUUACUUAUGUCUGCUUUUAAACCUUAAUAUUAAGUUAUAAUUGAAAGUGCAUAAAAACACAAGGUAUUUUUUGUUACAAAAAGCACAACUAUCAAAUUUGAAACUUUAUUAUAAAUAAAAUUUUGUAGAAGCCAAAUCAAACCUUCUUUAAAGCAUCAAUUUUGUAUUUACAAUUGUCAAUGUUAUCAGUUUCUUUGAUUGACUUUGAACCUAGCAUCCUUGUAAAAAAUUAAAUAAAUCUUUAGAGACUUGACGAAUCAUUUUGUUUUGUAUGUUAAAAUCCAAUUGACAUAGUGAGUAUAUUUAAGAUGCCUAAUUUUAGACCUUUUUUCAUCUGUAUGUCCACGCAAGUGAACGCAAUUGUUUUUUUCGCAUUUUUGCACUUUUAGGUUCAAAUAUACAUUUAUUUUGUUGCUGAAUAAUAAUUUUUGGACAGUUCCCCUAAAGUGUUUUGAUGUUUUGUUGGUUUAUAUAUUUAUAAUGCAUUUAAAGGUAAAGGGUCUGCUCUUAUAAAAUGAAGGAACAUCUGGGCUGAACCCCAAAAAUGAAUACAGUACGUGUCUUGUAAAAAUGUUUAAAUUGGCAGAAUUGUUUUGUUGAUUUCUUUUAUACUGUUGAAACGUUUAAAUUUAAAUAAUGUAUUAAAAAUAUAAAUAUAUGAAAUGUUGAAAGGUCGAAAUAUUUUAUGCUUGCUGCAUUGACUGGCCUAGAAUUUUUGAAUUGGUGUAUAUUUUGUUUUUCUAACACCAACAAGGGAAGAUGUGCUUUUGGAUGUAAAGGUGUUUUAAUUUAUUUGACAAGUUAUGAUGUGAUGUUGGUAGCUUUAAGUUUUGACAAGUUUUGAUGUGAUGUUGGUAGCUUUACUGUAUAUAUUGCACUCAUUUUUUUUUUUAAACUAUCGAGCCAAUUAGCAUUGACAGAAAAACUUGAGGAGAAAAUAUAAUCUUCUGUAAAUGGCUGUUAAAUAAAUGAAAAUUGAGAUUUGGAUAAAAAGAAUGUUCCGAUUUGUUUUAACCUAAAUGAUCUGACAAAAAAAAACCUAUAUACAUGUUUUUUAUAUAGGUAUGACAUUUGUAAACAUCCAUAAAUUUAAGUUUGGUCAUUUUUUAAACAUAUGCUAAGCAUUGUGUGAAGCCUAAGAAAUUUUUUUGUUUUGUUUCGUUUUUUACAAGCAGUUUUUCUUGACGAAGGAUACAGUUUAAAAAUUUUUAUACUACAGUAUUACUCACAAAAGCUUCCUAUUCAAAAUAUAAAGACUUUUAUGAAUUGAUAAAAUUCAAUAUAUUCUUUUUUCAAAUAAGCAUAUUUUGAGCCUGAUCAUGUGCUUAUUAUAAGCAUAUUCCAAUAAAUCUUUUUGCAAUUGAGCAUCACUUAAGCAUAUUUUGAGCCUGAAAAAGUACUUUUUA